AUGGGUGAGAGCCUGGUGUCGACAAUUAUCCGCAGGCAAGAUAACGAGGUCGUUGUCGGCACUGAGUUCCUUAAGUGCAUUGCGCUCGACCUUGGAAAGCAAAGAGGGCGCUCCUCUCCGGCCUAUCGUGUCACUAAAGGGCACUCCAACCUACGGACUGGCAAAGUGGCUGUUCCAACGUCUCAAGUUUCUGACCUCCGAUUCCAACACCACAGUCAGCUCGUCAACGCAAUUCUUGGAGAAACUUAAAGAAGUAAGUCUCCUGCCAAGCGAUAUCAUGGUUUCCUUUGAUGUCACGUCCCUUUUUACUUCUAUCCCGCAGGACCUGGCAGUCGAGACAAUCGAACUACUCCUACGAGAGAAGAACGACGAAACGGAGAAUCGCUCGGACACGCUCAAAUCAUUCAGCUCCUGAAGUUCUGUCUCAAGACGUACUUUACAUUCGACGGAACAAUCUACGAGCAGGUGAAGGGAACGCCAAUGGGUUCGCCGAUUUCGGGACUCAUUGCCGAGGCGGUCCUUCAACGGCUGGAGUCGCUGGUUUUCCGACACCACAGACCGAAAUUCUGGGCUCGGUAUGUGGAUGACACCUUCGUCGUCAUCGAACGGGAUCAGGUGCUGACUUUCAAAGAACAACUCAACGCCGUCUUCCCGGACAUUCAAUUUACGAUGGAGGAGGAGGAGGAAAACAAUCAGCUGGCCUUCCUGGAUGUCCUCGUCUGCCGCAUUGAUUGUGGUGGCCUAUAA
Molecule: messenger RNA, 747 nt
Organism: Spirometra erinaceieuropaei
Lineage: Eukaryota; Metazoa; Platyhelminthes; Cestoda; Diphyllobothriidea; Diphyllobothriidae
Source: the annotation of a GenBank genome assembly